Scatophagus argus is the source of this 1464-nucleotide messenger RNA. RefSeq names its product homeobox A13a (gene hoxa13a). The transcript has 2 exons. The record is from RefSeq and is a predicted model, not a curated record. Gene Ontology annotation, molecular function: DNA-binding transcription factor activity, RNA polymerase II-specific; RNA polymerase II cis-regulatory region sequence-specific DNA binding. Gene Ontology annotation, biological process: regulation of transcription by RNA polymerase II. NCBI's taxonomy places the organism in Eukaryota, Metazoa, Chordata, Actinopteri, Scatophagidae. Bases 53 to 961 code for a protein of 302 amino acids.
UCUCUGGGCUUUUUAAAAAAGAGCCAGAAGCUUCAAUGUUGGAUGCCGUGCUAUGACAACGUCACUGCUCCUCCGUCCUCGCUGGGUCGACCCGUCGGUGAUGUUCCUCUACGACAACAGCGGCGGUUCCGAUGAAGUGAGCAAGAACAUGGAGGGUUUUGCUGGUGGCAACUUUGCUGCGAACCAGUGCAGGAAUCUGAUGGCGCACCCCGCGUCCCUGGCACCCAGCACGGCUUACUCGUCUAGCGACGUGCCCACCUCCGGUAUGGGCGAGCAAGUGAAACAGUGCAGCCCUUGCUCUGCAGCUCAGAAUUCAUCCAGCGCGUCCCUGCCAUAUGGGUACUUCGGUAGCAGCUAUUACCCGUGCAGAAUGUCGCAUCACAGCAGCAUAAAGUCUUGCGGAGCGCAGCCCCCCUCCGCGUACGGAGAGAAAUACAUGGACACGUCCGCCUCCGGAGACGACUUCACCUCACGGGCAAAGGAAUUCGCUUUUUAUCCGACCUACCCUUCAGGCCCAUACCAACCUGUCCCCAGUUACCUGGACGUUCCCGUGGUGCCAACUAUCAGUGCGCCGUCAGAGGCCAGACACGAAUCCCUGCUGCCUAUGGAGAGCUACCAGCCGUGGACUCUCGCCGCCAACGGCUGGAACAGUCAGGUUUACUGCGCCAAAGAACAGCCCCAGCCCGGACACAUGUGGAAAUCCUCCAUACCAGACGCGGUGUCCCACUCCGCAGGAGACACGGGAUCUUAUCGACGCGGAAGAAAGAAGCGCGUGCCAUAUACCAAGGUGCAACUGAAGGAGCUCGAGCGCGAGUAUGCCGCCAAUAAAUUUAUCACGAAGGACAAAAGGAGGAGGAUAUCUGCCCAGACCAACCUGUCCGAGAGACAGGUCACGAUAUGGUUUCAAAACAGACGCGUAAAGGAGAAGAAAGUUGUCAACAAAUUGAAAACCAUCAGCUAGUUUCUUUUUUUUUUUUAAUUUACGGACGAUAUCUGUGGGAGAUAACCAGCCCCCCCAAACACACACACACAAUACACACGCAAGUUUGGACUCAUGAAUUGAAACAACAAAACUUGUUCCUGACUGAACGUGAUUUAUCGGAGCUUCUGGAACAAAGAUUUUUGAGGCCUGUGAAGCUGGACUCCUCGUUUUUGCCACUUGUUAUAAAAAAUUGUUUAAAGAGUCAAGUGGAAUGGGAGGAAGAAGAGAAAAUACAGACUAUAGCUGCAGUUUGUGUGACUUCGUCCUCUUUUUUUUAAUUUUUUUUGUCUUUUUCCAAGCUCACUCUCAACACAAGAAAAAUGACCCCAGCUCACAGAGGUGUGCGCCACCGAGCUACGCCUUUAUCAGCAAGUUUAACGAGAGUGAUAAAUGCGAAGAUUCACAGGAAGUGACGACGUUACGAAUUUGGACCUUGGGAAUGUUAAAUAUUAAUCGUCCUGGCUUCCUUUUUUUUUUUUUUU